AUGUGCUUUUUCGUCCUCCAUUUUGACUGCGUUGGUGGAAUACUCUUGGUUUGGACUUGGAAUAUUUCGAUUUUUCGCUAAAAUGAGUUUCGAUGGCAGUAAAGGACCUCCAAAYAUCGAUGGCAUGACUAGUUUGAAAGUCGAUAAUCUUACUUAUCGAACGGGAGUAGACCAAUUAAAGAAGGUAUUUGGAAAAUAUGGUGAUGUYGGAGACAUCUACAUCCCACGAGAUCGCAAACAUCUUCAAUCUCGGGGCUUUGCCUUCGUUCGAUUCUGGGAAAAAAGAGAUGCCGAAGAUGCUAUGGAUCUUCUAGAUAAGAGUAUUCUGGAUGGAAGGGAGAUCAGAGUACAAAUGGCAAGAUAUGGUCGCCCWACCGAGGAUUACAAACCAAGACAACGCAGCAAUUACUCGAGAAGAAGCUAUCGUUCUCGAUCUCGCUCACCAAGAAGAAGAGGUCGCUACUCCCGUUCAAGAUCAAAAUCUCCUCGUCGACGAUAUUCCCGUUCAAGAUCGCCAAAGCGUCGUUCACGUUCGUUCAGCCCUCGUCGAUCGAGAAGCCCAGUAAAGCGAUCCCGCAGCCGGUCGCCACGACGCUCUCGUUCAAGAUCUCCCAUGCGUCGGUCACGAUCCCCAAGACGGUCACCUUCUCGAUCUCCAAGACAUGAACAAAAUGACAAUAGCGGAGCCUACAAUGAGGCUGCUGAUCUUGAAUAACUUCUGUUAGUUUGUUAAUGUUUGCAAUGUAUGGUGUUUUUCUUUCAGGGGAUGCUGUUUUAGCUGACAUGCAGCCCAAGCCAUUGCACCUCCUAACUUUUUCUGAUUAGGUAGUGACUUAUAUUCCUGAUUUUACGCUUUCUUUAUUUUUACACUACCCGAUCUUCCGCGUGAAAGACAUGCUUACACUUUAAAAUAACAAAUUUUGUUUCUAAGCAACAACAAAAGUUUUUCCUGUUAUGUUGUAAAAUAUGCAUGCUCGGUUUUUAAUAACUUGUUCUGAUGCCUAUGCAUUCACUGUUCGUUGAUGCAACAAAGUUGUGUCAUUAUCUUCUAGAGAAAAUGUAAAGACUAGAGUUAGAUCCAUUUGAUAGCUUAGUAUUUCAAGUCAGGGUUAAUCUUUGAUAUUUUAGCCAAGUAUUUCCAUUGGGAUUAAUUGAACAUGUAUUUUCAUAUGAUAUUUUUAUGCAGCUUUGCUUUCUUUUUCUGUCAAUCAAAUGUCAAACAAAAUGUAGCAAAAGCUAUCUGUGUCACCCRCUUUUGGAGGCAACAACAGAAGAAAGCUGAAAAUGCAAUACGUCUUUGUGUUAAUAAGUAGGUCUUGACAUUUAAAAAAGAAAGCAAAGUUGAUCUGCUCCUAUCCACCUGUAUUGUCCAGUCCUUCCCCAUUAAAUAUAUCACUGUUUCCUGUAGGCGCAGUAGUUAAAUGCAGUACUGGUCUGAUGACCUGAGCGGGCAGCGACUGUCUACAGUGUAAUACUGUGUUCCAGUGUUGCUGACCAGAGAGUUGGUGUUAUGCAGAGCCACAGACUGUUUCCAAAUUUGCUGAAUUUUGAGUGCUGAAAACGUUGCAGAUUGCAGACCAAUUGGCAGCUGUGUACCAAAUUUUUUUUGCUGAAAAUACAUGAUGUGGUGAACUCGGAGUCUAAGCUGAAAAAAAUAUUGAAAAGCAGUUUCAAUGAAGUCAAGAUUGGUUURAARCASAACUACAAAUUGUUGUGAAACUGAGYGUGAGAUGUGAAGUGUGACAUAAAAAARCARUGAAACUGGAAGAGUGAAAYCUUUGUUUCAAGAGAGUGUUUGUURUGUAGAAAGAUGUGAAAAAAGGAGUGUAAAAGCAGAUGGAGCAGAAACAAUGAAAUUGUGCUGUGGUUUUGAAGUGAAWGUUGUGAGGCUGAUCCUUCUACUGAAGUAAACUAUGCAAGUGCAGUAGUCGUUGAAGCAGUGAGGGAACCUGAGAAAUGAUUAUCAUUGCAUCAUUCUGCAUCUCGAUUAGUCCAGGAAUAACUCCUGUAAAUGCUGGUGAAGCAUUGUUUUGGGAUGCUGUUGAAGAUGGCUGCUAUGUUGAAGAUGGUUACCAUGUCUGUAGUUAAAGAUAUGUGAAUGUCACCCCAUAAAAACGAGUGUGAAGACGGGUUGGAUUGGAAGCACUAAGGGAGAACCACAGUUGUAAAGGUUAAAUGAAAGAGUGGUUCUUGUUAUCAAGUGUUGGUUAUAAACCUAAGUGAAUGAGUUUGUGGUGAUGUUUGAGUAUGGUGGAGGGUUUGGAAAGUAACACUUGCAUCUGGUGAAAGUCGACAAGCUGGAAGUCUAGUUUGUGUGAGCAAAGAUUGGUGAUAAAGAUAAUAGAUGUCGGUAAUAAGAUAUUGCGAAUSCAGGGUGACUUGAAGAAAGUUUGUCUCCUUUGACAAAUCCUGACAAACCUCAUUCUAAGUGCAGCAGGGGACUCGAAUGGUAUCGACGCGUGAUAUGAGUGUGAAUCGAUGUAGCAUAUAAAGUUCCUGGGACUGUCACCAUGUCGCGAAGAGCGAGUGAAAUCUCUCCAAAAUUAGCGAUGCAGAUGAUAGUCAUGCGCUGCAAGCCGGGACGUCUUACUAUUGGUUCAGAAAAUAAUUGUUGAUUCCAAUAAAUGUGUUSAAAUUA
Molecule: messenger RNA, 2638 nt
Organism: Exaiptasia diaphana
Lineage: Eukaryota; Metazoa; Cnidaria; Anthozoa; Actiniaria; Aiptasiidae
Product: serine/arginine-rich splicing factor 2
Exons: 2
Coding region: 83-715 (210 amino acids)
Molecular function (GO): RNA binding
Source: RefSeq, a predicted model, not a curated record